AUGACCAGCGAAGUAGAAAUAAUAGAUUCAAUCAUCCUGGAUCCGCUACCACCAUCAGCAUUUGAUUAUGCUAUUACUGGCACUAGUAGCAGUAGGGUAACUAGUAACAACAACAGCAAAAUCAACAGCAAAAGCAACUACAACAACAACAACAACAACGGCAACAACCGUAAAAGAAGACGAAGUGAAGAAAAUAUUGAUGGUAUUUUAGAUACCUUCAAUGAAAAGGUCAUAAGGCGGAACGUGAUGAAGAGAGCCUUAAGAGUGGGAGACAUAGUAUUGAACAAAUAUUACCAAGUAAAUAGAAUUGAAAGGAAAAAUACCGUGUAUGGCCAGCGACUGAUGCUGGAAUUCGAAAAUACGGUAUUUUUCCUACCGGAAUUUAUGAAAGACUUCUUAACAGAUGAACAAAUUAGCAAGAUCAACGUAGAAUCGGAUAUAGUAAUGAUAUGCCAUCAAAAAGACAAAUACAAAUUGGUAGUAGAACCAGUACAAAGGAUAUAG
Messenger RNA from Condylostylus longicornis, 504 nucleotides. RefSeq lists its product as uncharacterized. The record is from RefSeq and is a predicted model, not a curated record. The coding region runs from base 1 to 504 and encodes 167 amino acids. Lineage: Eukaryota; Metazoa; Arthropoda; Insecta; Diptera; Dolichopodidae. The transcript has 2 exons.